Molecule: messenger RNA, 1375 nt
Organism: Gadus chalcogrammus (walleye pollock)
Lineage: Eukaryota; Metazoa; Chordata; Actinopteri; Gadiformes; Gadidae
Exons: 5
Coding region: 218-1324 (368 amino acids)
Source: RefSeq, a predicted model, not a curated record
UGGACGUAGACUUUCCCUUUCACCUCGAGAGAUAGGUGCUAUAGGCUACACGUUGACUCUUCUCUUCUCUGAACAUACAUGAAGCCACACUUUAGAGUCUUCUUUGGCUGGAUUUGCCUGCUAGAGCACGUGCAUUUCGCUGCUAGAGUGGUCGAUUUAUGACAGGGAUUUCCAGAUACAACCCACUGCUCUACAAACAUCUCUGAUAUCAACCUCAAUGGCCGAGCGAUUUGAAGAGAUCUCGCCAGUCAGUGAGAACCCAGAGUGUCUCUCCACUGACAUCGGCCUCCCAAUACACCAGGGUGAUAUUCAGCAUCCCCCAACCAAGGACACACCAGGCUGUGAUGUACUCACUGUUCAUCCACACCAAGGCUUAGGCAAGGAACUGGUGGAGGCUGUAGCCCAGGACCAAGAUGGCUGCCGUUCUCAGUUACACCCGUCUGACAUUCCUCCGGUUAAACCUGAAGAGUCCCCGGACAUAGCGCACCCUACGGAGGACGGAGAAGACGAACUGGACCAGGGUCUCAGUGGAGGUCCACAGCGGCCUGGCGCAGACCCAGACACACAACCUCUCCGGGCAGACAGCAGCUGUUUAGCCACCGUCGCUGCCUCUCCAUUGACCAGUCAGAGGCCGCUGCUAGCCCUUCAUCAACCCCAUGAGUGGGCUGUGAGGCCUGAUCAGGGCCUGAGUGUAGCCCCAGACCCAUCAGGGGGUCCAACCCAAGCCCUUCCUCUGGGAAACCCCCACCCAUUAGGGACCCCGUGGAGGCUUGGGCAGGACUCGGACAGAGCCAGGGGCUACAGCACGGCAGACGCCGGGGGGUCGGGUGGCAGCCCCCCGGCGCUGGUGAUCACUCAGGCAGAGGAGUCCUGGAGAGCCGUCCCACUGAACCGGUCCCCACCAGUUGGAGAACCACGGGGACCCACCAGGCCGACAGCCCUCCCCCUCCCCGCUGGGGGGUAUGUCCCGGGAGAGCCCAGCCCCAGCUCCAGCGACGGCGGGGACAUGGCCUGCUCUGACCUCCUGUCCCUCAGGAGCGACUCCUUAUCGAUGACCAGCGACGCUGCGGCCUCCGGGAGGAGUGAGGAGAGUCCUGAUGAUGACACCAGAAGUAUGGCUAACUCCUCCGUGAUGUCUCUGUAUCCAAGGGUGCAGUUGGACCCUUUGGAGAAAGACUGGCUAAGAAGCUCUGCUUUGGGGAACAUCUGUGCACAGCGCCUGCUGCUCACCCAGGACCCGAGUCUGGCACACAAGAAGGUAGACAUCACUGUGGUCUGGUUACCAGAAGGUAGACAUCACUGUGGUCUGGUUACCAGAGGGUAGACAUCACUGUGGUCUGGUUACCAGAAGGUAGACAUCACUGUGGUCUGGUUA